CCUCCACCUCUGCCGGGAAAUGUCCUGCUACGACCUCUGCCCCACCACCGGUGGCAUCUCCUGCCCGCAGCCCGUGGCCAACAGCUGCAACGAGCCGUGCGUCCGGCAGUGUCCGGACUCCACCGCCCUCAUCCAGCCGCCCCCGGUGGUGGUCACCUUCCCCGGCCCCAUCCUCAGCUCCUUCCCGCAGCAGGCCGUGGUGGGAUCUGCUGGAGUCCCGGCCUUUGGGGGCUCUCUGGGCUAUGGGGGUCUCUACGGCUCCGGGGCUUUCCCGGGAUACGGUGCCCGCUCUGGAUAUGGGAUCUCGGCGCUGGCCAGCGGCUCCUGCGGCCCCUCCACGUCGCGCCGCUUCAGCCGCCUCCUCCGCGGCUCCUGCGGGCCCUGCUGAGCGCAACUGAACCUCCAGAGAAUCCCGGGAAUGCCCAAAUCCACUGCCAUGAGCGUGAGGGGUCAGUGCUUCCAUGGGCCCCUUCGCAUUCCUGAUCUUUCUCCUACUUCUUGUUUGGCACCUCCUUGUUGUUUGCUCUCACUGCCUGUUCCAGCAUUCCUGAUUUAUUGGGCUGGCAUGGAAUGGCCCAUUUCCUGUUCCACCAUUCCCGAUUUAUUGGACCAACAUGGGAGAGCCUAGUCCCCGUUACAGCAUUCCCAAUUUAUUGGACGGGUGUGGAACGGCCCGUUCCCUGUUCCAGCAUUCCUGAUUUAUUGGACCAACAUGGAACAGUCCAUUCCCUCUUCCAGCAUCUCUGAUUUAUUGGACCAACAUGGGAGAGCCCAUUCCCUGUUCCGGCAUUCCCGAUUUAUUGGACCAACAUGGAACAGCCCAUUCCCGAUGGAUUUCACCCUCAAUGACAAAUAUCCUUGGACAAAAACCAGGAGAAGCUGGCUGAGGACAUCUCAGAGCAGGACUUUGGUUGGACUUCCCCCAGAAUUAUCCGGGAAUGAAUUUUCCCCAAAAUUGUCCGGGAAUGGAUUUUCCACGUUCUGUGAUCUCUGGCUUUGCAAAGGGGCGUUUCCCACUCAUUAAAACUUUGUUGCAUC
Messenger RNA from Taeniopygia guttata (zebra finch), 1038 nucleotides. The record is from RefSeq and is a predicted model, not a curated record. Lineage: Eukaryota; Metazoa; Chordata; Aves; Passeriformes; Estrildidae.